AUGACGCUUCACGUGCCCUGCGAGAUCAGCAUCCCAGCCUGCGCAGCCCUACUCCUGCACGCCGUGGUCCUCAGACGCUUUGAGGUAGAUCACUUUACGCUUCGACUCUGCGUUACAUCGCUCGCGGUUCAUAUCGCAUUCGCCUUCGCCUUCGGCCUCACAACAGCGACAACCACAGCAGCGUCGUUCUUCGGCACGCUCACAGCAGUUAUACUCAUUUACCGCGCGUUCUUGCACCCUCUCCGGCAGUUCCCAGGACCUUUUGCAGCCAGGCUGUCGAAGUGGUGGACCGUCGGGCAAAUCCUGCGGAGCGACUUCCGAUAUCAUAAGAGCGUUGUGCCGCGGCUUGGGAGGAAAUACGGCGACUACGUCCGCACCGGGCCAAGGGAGCUCCUCGUUUUUGAUGUGGCUGCGGUGAAUGCUGUCCUGGGAUUCGGCUCGAGGGCGGGCAAGGGGCCCUUUUAUGACUCGUUUGAGCGGAGUUUACACCUGACAAGAGAUAGAACGUGGCAUAGGCAGCGGAGGAAGGUGUGGGAUACCGGGCUGAAGCAGCUGCUUGCUGAUUUUGAGCCGCGGCUUAGAACUUUUGCUGAGGAGCUUGUGGAGAAGAUACGGCGCGUGGGGGCUGAGCCCGUCCCGCUGAACGAAUACUGCAUGUACUUCGCGUACGACGUGAUGGCGACGCUGGCGUUUGGGACGCCUAUGGGGUUCAACGCCGGCGUUGCCAGUGAAGAAGGCAAGCGCGUGCUCGCGGCGCUGGCGCCCGUGCCGUGGUUCCUGAAUACCGUUGCGGGCGCAACGCAAGAACUUGGCCCGCUCGCGCAGUGGACGGCGUGGAAUCGGGCACGCCUCGUCGAGCGGCAAGUCAUGCAGAACCCGAAGCCUGAUCUCAUGCAGUACCUCCUUGACGUGACACCGAGGGGCCCGGCAGGCGAUCUAGAUCUUCUGGGGGAGUGUCGUCUGAUUAUCGGCGCGGGGAGCGAGACGAGCGCCAGCACUCUAGUGUUCAUCCUUGUGCUGCUCGGUGUGCAUGUGGAGUACCAGACCGCGCUGAGAGAGGAACUCGAUGCGACGGAAGCGUUCUCAGCCCGGAACGCUCACCCGCUGCUCGACGCCGUCAUCACCGAGACGCUGCGGCUCUGGCCGGCGCUACUUUGGGCGACACAGCGCGUCGCGCCGCCCGAGGGCUUGCGCAUGAACAACAUCUUCAUACCCAGCGGCACCAUCGUUGCGAUCCCCGGGUGGUCCCUUGCACGGGAUGAGCGCAACUUUGUGCGGCCUGAGGAGUGGAUUCCUGAGCGGUGGACGAGCCGGCCGGAGCUUUGCGUCAAUAGAGCAGCGUCGAUGCCGUUUUCGACGGGGCCGUAUUCUUGCGCAGGGAGGCAGCUGGCUAUGCUGCAGAUUCGUAGCGUAGUUGCGCGGAUUGUGAGGGAGUUCGAGGUUGUGCUACCGGAGGGGUUUGACGAGAGGGCAUUUUUUGAUGGCGUACAGGAUCGCAUCACGGCUGCUGUGCCGAAGGUGCAGAUCAAGUUCGUUCCAUUGGACGUUUAGUGACUUUGUAUGUGUGGCGGGAUACUAUCAUUCAAAAUUUCCCUUCCCCUAGCCUGUGGUGAGCCAAGGCAACAAGGCGUUUC
Messenger RNA from Paraphaeosphaeria sporulosa, 1634 nucleotides. RefSeq names its product putative benzoate 4-monooxygenase cytochrome P450. Gene Ontology annotation, molecular function: iron ion binding; oxidoreductase activity, acting on paired donors, with incorporation or reduction of molecular oxygen; monooxygenase activity. NCBI's taxonomy places the organism in Eukaryota, Fungi, Ascomycota, Dothideomycetes, Pleosporales, Didymosphaeriaceae. The transcript has a single exon. The record is from RefSeq and is a predicted model, not a curated record. Bases 1 to 1551 code for a protein of 516 amino acids.